Stegodyphus dumicola is the source of this 330-nucleotide messenger RNA. RefSeq names its product small nuclear ribonucleoprotein Sm D3 pseudogene. Lineage: Eukaryota; Metazoa; Arthropoda; Arachnida; Araneae; Eresidae. The record is from RefSeq and is a predicted model, not a curated record.
AUGGCUCGUCCCAGUGUUGGCGUACCAGUGUUACUUUUGCAAAAGUUCCAUGGCAAAAAAGUUAGAGUAUCAACCAACAACAAUGAAAUGUUUGUUGGUACAUUGUUGGAGGCUGAGGAUAAUAUGAAUCUUAGCCUCUCAAAUGUGACAGUAACUUUGUGUUCUGGAAAGACCGUCGAGAUGAUCAAUGUGUAUAUUAAAGGCUGCAGAAUACGCUACGUUAAUUUACCAGAUGAAGCGAAAGAAACUGUUUCUUAUCUGGCUAGGCAAGCUAGCCGCCCUCCGCCAAGACGUGGAGGGAGAUCUUCUUUCUCACGUCGUCGUUAUUGA